AUGAAGACGGCAGUAGUGGAGGGGCAUGACAUCGGCGGCACAUGCGUCAACCGCGGCUGCGUCCCCUCCAAGGCGCUGCUGGCCGCCUCCGGGCGCGUCCGGGAGCUGCAGAACACCAUGCACAUGAAGGCCCUGGGUAUCCAGGUGGGGAGUGUGACUUAUGAGCGCCAGCCAAUUGCAGAUCACGCCACUAACCUGGCAAGUACAAUCCAGGGCAACCUGAAGCGCUCUCUCGAGACCAUUGGAGUGGACAUCCUUAUAGGCGCUGGAAAGCUCGUGGACAACCACACUGUCAAGUACAGUCUGCCAGGCCGUGUGGACGUUGGCGGCAGUGUAACAGCGCGCAACAUCAUCAUUGCGACUGGCUCCGUGCCCUUUGUGCCUCCCGGCAUCCCCAUUGAUGGCAAGACGGUGUUCACCAGCGACCAUGCGCUGAAGCUGGAGUGGGUGCCCAACUGGAUUGCCAUCAUCGGCUCGGGCUACAUCGGCCUCGAGUUCUCAGAUGUCUACACCGCCCUCGGCUCUGAGGUCACCUUCAUUGAGGCCAUGGACUCGCUCAUGCCCGGCUUUGACAAGGAGAUUGCCAGGCUGGCGCAGCGGCUUCUGAUCAACCCCAGGAAGAUUGACUACCACACCGGAGUCCUGGCCACCAAGGUCAUUCCAGGCGUGCCAGGGGUAAAGCCGGUGAUAGUGGAGUUGACGGACUUCAAGACAAAGGAGAAGGUUGAUGAGCUGGAGGUGGAUGCUGUCCUGGUGGCCACUGGGCGCGCACCCUACACCCAGGGGCUGAACCUGCCAGCCAUCAAUGCGGAGGUGGACAGGCGAGGCUUUGUGCCGGUCAGCGAGAAGAUGGAAGUGCUUGACAAGAGCGGCAAGCCCGUCACCAACGUGUUCUGCAUCGGUGAUGCCAACGGCAAGUACAUGCUGGCACAUGCGGCGAGCGCGCAGGGCAUCAGUGCCGUGGAGAACAUGUGCGGCCGACCCCACGUGCUCAACCACCUCAGUGUGCCCGCUGCCUGCUUCACACACCCCGAGGUGUCCUUUGUGGGCCUGACAGAGGAGGCUGCGCGCGAGCAAGCAGCCAAGGACGGCUAUGGCGAUAAGGUUGCCGUUGUCAAGACAUCCUUCAAGGCCAACUCCAAGGCGCUGGCAGAGAAGGAGGGAGAUGGCAUGGCAAAGAUGAUCUACCGCAAGGACACCGGAGAGAUCUUGGGAGUCCACAUCCUGGGCCUGCACGCAGCCGACCUCAUCCACGAAGCCUCCAACGCUGUCGCCACCAAGCAGAGAGUCCAGGACAUCAAGUUCAACGUGCACGCGCACCCAACGCUGUCAGAGGUGCUCGAUGAGCUUUUCAAGGGCGCGCACGUGGACUCAGCCCCAUCCAAGGUGUGCCCCUGA
This is a messenger RNA of Coccomyxa subellipsoidea C-169, 1398 nucleotides long. Its product is annotated as putative lipoamide dehydrogenase. NCBI's taxonomy places the organism in Eukaryota, Viridiplantae, Chlorophyta, Trebouxiophyceae, Coccomyxaceae. The transcript is spliced from 12 exons. Gene Ontology annotation, molecular function: flavin adenine dinucleotide binding; dihydrolipoyl dehydrogenase (NADH) activity. The record is from RefSeq and is a predicted model, not a curated record. The coding region runs from base 1 to 1398 and encodes 465 amino acids. Gene Ontology annotation, cellular component: mitochondrion; oxoglutarate dehydrogenase complex.